Molecule: messenger RNA, 5538 nt
Organism: Grosmannia clavigera kw1407
Lineage: Eukaryota; Fungi; Ascomycota; Sordariomycetes; Ophiostomatales; Ophiostomataceae
Product: serine/threonine-protein kinase
Exons: 9
Coding region: 1-5538 (1845 amino acids)
Biological process (GO): intracellular iron ion homeostasis; protein phosphorylation; iron ion transport
Cellular component (GO): plasma membrane
Molecular function (GO): ferric-chelate reductase activity; ATP binding; protein kinase activity
Source: RefSeq, a predicted model, not a curated record
AUGUUUGUCCAUCAGUCUUCUGUGGCCAUGCUGCUCUGGCUGGCCGGCCUCCUCAUCGUCCGGGUCGGGGCCAUCGAUCUCUACGACUUGCAAGGCGAGUGUGCGCUCGGACUGGUGAUUGUCUACGGGGCCUUCACUUAUCCCGGCAUUGGUUACCCGUCCACCUACCCGAUGCUCUGCCAGAACCCGGUUGCGGUCGUGUCGCUGUACGCGGCCAUGGCCGUCUACUGCGACGAUGCGCAGACAGCCGCGGGCCUGCCGAAGCUGGAAUUGCAAUGCACCGAGUAUGCCGAGGUCGGGAUGCUGUCGGCCGAGGCUGUGGCCGCAAACCUGACGCCCGAGGCCAUCGCCACGCUGCCGGUCUACGGCCAGGCCGACCUGGAGCCCGGAUCGAACGUGACCGAGGCCUUUCUGCCAGACCAGGCCUGGUACGAGAUCUCGUACAAGUCCAGCUACAACUUUGACUACGAGGAGAACCACCAUGCCUAUUACACGUACGCCCUUUAUGGCUUCUGGGGUGCCAUCCUCCUCUUUGGCAUGGCACAGAAUGCCGUCCGCCAGAUGGCCGAGAGACGACGAGGCCACGGCCGUGCCGACCUGGGGGGCUCUCAAGGCCGGCCGGCGACAGCAAGACCUGGCCUCGUCGGUCGUGUGGCUGCCCUGGCAGACAAGCACUUUGUGACGCCCAGUCUGCUGCCACCCUUCCACCAGAGACGUCUCCUGGGCUGCACGAUUCCCACGCGGGCUGUCGGCUUUGUGAUCGCGGCGUAUUGGAUCGUCAACUUUAUCCUGUCGUGCCUCCACUACCGCGUCUUUGCCGGAGACUAUUACUUCGCCACUGUGGCCUUACAGAUGUGGCGGUAUAUUGGCGACCGGACGGGCUACAUGUCUUACGGCAACCUACCGCUGCUCUGGAUGUUCUCCGGUCGCAACAACGUCUUCCUCUGGCUCACGGGCUGGAGCUUUACCACGUUCAAUCUCUUCCACCGCCAUAUUGCUCGCAUCGCCACCGUCCAGGCUAUCAUCCACUCCAUCGCCUAUACGGUCAUUUACUGCGCUCCCGAUGGAGGCUACCGAGAAGCAUACGACGAGUUCUGGUUUACGGCCGGUGUAAUCGCCACCGUGGUGAUGAGCUUUGCCGUCCUCUUCUCUUUCAGCGUCUUCCGGGCCAAGCUCUACGAGUCCUUUCUGCUGGUUCACAUCGUCCUGUCCGCCCUCCUGCUGGUCUUCCUGUGGUACCACACCAACAUCUUUGCCCUCAACAACUUCAACUACCCGCUGCUGCUACCGCCCGUCGUCAUCUGGGCCUUUGACCGCUUCCUGCGUCUCAUGCGCCAGCUGUACUGCAACGUCCACGUCCGCCGCGUCCGUGGUUCCGGCCGUCUGCAGCACACCCGCACCACCGUCUCGUUCAGCGCGGCCGCCAACAUCCUCACUGUCGAUGUGGUGCCCGGCAACGCUGGCCUGUCUGCUGGCCCCGGCCAGCACUACUACCUCUACCAGCCGCUGCGCCUUCUCGGCUGGGAGAACCACCCGUUCACCCUCAGCUACUGGAGCCCACCGGACGGCUCCUCCGCCGACAGCGAUGCCCACCUCUGCUUCUACAUUCGGCCCUACGACGGCUGGACGAAGACGCUGCGGCAGGCGUGCGUCGCUGCCGACGGGACCAUCCCGACCUCUGCCUCUGGCCCGGCCAUGUUCAUCGAGGGCCCCUACGGCCUCGCCGAGCCGCUGCACACGUUUGAGCACGUCCUCUUGGUGGCCGGCGGCUCUGGCAUCGCUUGCAUGCUGCCGUACCUACAGGAUCACGUGACGCGAGUCGCCUCCAGAAAGACGGUCACCCAACACAUCACACUCGUCUGGGCCGACCGCACCGAAGCCUUUAUCCGGCUCGUCGCUGACGGCCCGCUCGCUCGAAUCCUCGGCCGUGACGAUGUCGACUUUGACGUUUACCAGACUGGUGCUGCUGCCGUCUCCUCUACCUCUACGCACAGCAGUCGCGGCACCUCGACCGAGGCCGUCGAUCCCGAGAAGAGCGGCGCAGGCGGCGGCGUGCUCUCCCGCGACGAGAGCCUUCCGUCUCCCGGCGCCAGCACCCCGACCAAGCGGACCGCCAUCAGCAUCCAUGCUGGCCGCCCGGACGUGGAGUCGUACGUCUGCAGGACGAGCGCUGCCCUCCAGGACACAGACGCGCGCCUGGCUGUCAUGGUGUGCGGCCCGGCACAGCUCUCCGACAGCGUGCGCGCGGUGGUGGCGCAGUGCAUGGACAAAAGGCGCCGGUCGAUCGAGUAUUUUGAGGAGACGUUUGGCUGCCCGGACGGAGGAGGCGGCGGUGCCGCCGGCGGCGGAGGGAUGCAGGUGGCAAGAGCAAAGGCCGAGGCGCAGGGCCGCAAGGCCAAGCUGACCAGCUCAUACCAGGAGCUCCUCGACGAGUUCGCCAACAAGGACCUCAAGUCGGUCGGCAACUACACUCUCGGCCGGCUGAUAGGAAAGGGGUCCUUUGGCAAGGUGUAUCUAGCCUCCCACAAGCUCACAAAUGGGUCCAAGGUCGUUCUCAAGUCAGCCAAGAAGGAGGACUCGAAUCUCGCGCGCGAGAUCCACCAUCACCGACAGUUUGUCCAUCCACACAUUGCGCGGCUGUACGAGGUGAUCGUGACGGAGUCGAUGGUGUGGAUGGUGCUGGAGUAUUGCCAGGGCGACGAGCUGUACAACCACCUGCUCAAGCACGGGCGGCUGCCGGUCGAGAAGGUGCAGAAGAUCUUCACGCAGCUGGUGGGAGCGGUCUCGUACGUGCACCAGCGGUCAUGCGUGCACCGUGACCUGAAGCUGGAGAACAUUCUGCUGGACAAGCACGAGAACGUGAAGCUGGUGGACUUUGGCUUUACGCGCGAGUACGAGGGCAAGGCCAAUUACCUGCAGACGUUCUGCGGCACGAUCUGCUACUCGGCACCGGAGAUGCUCAAGGGCGAAAAGUACGCGGGCGAGAAGGUGGACGUUUGGAGUCUGGGCAUCAUCCUGUACGCGCUGCUCUGCGGCGAGCUGCCGUUUGACGACGACGACGACGACGUGACGCGGCGGCGGAUUCUGACGGAGGAGCCGGUGUACCAGGAGCAGCUGAUCCCACCAGACGCGCUGGCUCUGAUCCGUUUGAUGCUGUCGAAGCGCCCGCUGAUCCGACCGUCGCUGCCGGACAUUCUGAGCCACGCCUUCCUGGCCGAGCACGCGCCGCAGCAGCAGGCGAUGUUGAAGCUGCAGCGGCCGGCGCCCUUCUCGACCGGGCUGGAGAAGGAGACUUUGGGACGGAUGCGCAGCGCUGGCGUGGACAUUGACUCGGUGAUCGAGUCGGUGCUGGCGCAGCGCUGUGAUGCCCUGGCCGGCUGGUGGGCGCUGCUGAUCGAAAAGGAGCAGCGCAAGGAGGCACGGCGCGAGCGGAAGCGCAAAGAGAAAGAGCAGGAGCGGCGGAGCUCGCGCCGGUUGUCGGGGGCGUCGAGCCGGUUAGAGCGGCUGGCAACGGUGGGCGAAGAGGGUGGUGGCGGUGGACUGGGACUGGGACCGGGAAUUGUUUUUCUGGGUGAUCCACCAACGCCCAAGUCAGCACGAGGUCGAUCGCAGAGACGGAGCGGCGCAUACGAGCUGCGGAUCGAAGACUUUCCCGGACUCAAGGAGCUCGGGCAGCUGAACGACGUCUCUCUGGAGCAUCAGCCGCAACAGCGACCGUCACAGCCACCACAGACACCACAGCCACAACCACCACCGACGCCGGUGGACAAGGACUCAGUCAGGUCGGCGAGCUCGUCGCGGCAUCGACGGCCGAUUCCGCCGCCAAAAGAGGGCAUCCUGCGCAGCGCACGGUCGCGGGGCUCGACGCUGCACCUGGUGACGACGACAGACGCGCUGGAGGCCGUGAAGGCGGCACAGGGUGGUGGAGGUGGAGGUGGAGGUGGUGGUAGCGGUGGUGGUGCCGGCAGCAGCAGACAUGGUCACGACGGAGACGACGACGAGCUGGACGAGGACGGCCAGCCACGGGAUCGCAAGGUGCGCAAGAAGACGUCGCAGGUGAUCAUCACACACUGGAAAAACAUGACGCACUGGAUCGUGGAGAGUGCACGACGAAACAAGGGACCGGGACGACGGGGUGGCGGCCACUCGAUGCCGAACCUGGUGUCGAAGCCGGGAAGCGUUGGUAAGGAUGGCAAGGAGAGCAAAGACGGGCGUGGCGACAGCAGCCCGCGACCGCAGACGAGCAAGUAUCCGCACUCGUCGUCGGCCGGGAUGACGGCAUCAAACACGGCCAGCCUGCCACGAAGCAUGAUUGCGAACGGGUUUGGCGGCAGAGGAGGAAGUCGAGGGGGAAGCAGUGGAGGAGGGCCUGGAGGGGGAAGUGGAGGAGGAGGAGGUGGUGGUGGUGGUAGUAGUGGAGGAAUUGGAUGUGGUGGAUGUGGUGUUGGUGGUGGAAAUGAUGGAUCAGCAGCGACAGGAAGUGGUGGUGCAAGCCUCUCGACGAUGCUGGACGCCAGUGGAAGUGCCAAUGGAAACACCAACAACGCAAGCGGCAACGCAAAUGCUCGAAACAGCAGCAGCCAGAGGUACAACAACAUUGGCGGACAGACAGGCGCCAUUUACAACAGCAACGGCCAGCCGCCACGGCUGCAGACGACGACAACGAUGACGACAAGCGGCAGCAGCGGGUCGUACAACCGGCAGUCGUUGUCGCCGUCACCGCUGACGCCACGAUCGACGGUGCGACGGCCGUCAGCAGCGAAUCAUGGGCUGCGAGGCCGCAAGUCGACGUCGUCGUCGGUGUCGUCGAUCCGGUCGAUCCACCAUCACCACCAACACUCGCACUCCAAGGCGUCGUCGACGAGCUCCAACGGGUCCGUGUCGACGGUGAUGUCCAAGACCCCGUUGCCGGCCGGCCGCUCGCCCCAUCACUCGGUCAAGGUGCUGCCAGCAACGCCGACAAUGACGUCGUUUCCGAGCAAUCUCCGGCUGGUGCGUGGGUCGAUGGGCGGAGGAGGUGGUGGCCGAAGCAGUCUCGGCCACUUCAACGAGGGUAUGCCCAUGGGCCGGCCUCCCAGCUCGCCGAAUCCCUUUUCGUUUGGCAGCAGCAGCAGCGGUGGCGGCACGCCGGUGAUGUUUGCCAAGCGCAAGCGCAACAUUUUCAAAGGGCCGAUGCUGGCGUUUGGGGGUGGAAGCAGUGCAGGUGGAGGUGGUAGUGGUGGUGGUCUUGGUGGUGCUGGGAUCGGCAUCAGCAGCGGUGUUCGGAUCAGCGGCGGUAUCGGCAGCAGCAUCGGGCUUGGUCUCGCAGCAGCUGGUGGCGGAUCGCAUUCGCGCAGCGCAUCGGCCAGCGGACUCGCACGGCUAUCGGGCGAGAUCACAAUUGCCGAAGAAGAUGAGGAGGACGGCGAUCUCGACGGCCUGGACGACGGCGAGGGCGACGGGGUUGAGGAGGUUGACGUCUUCACGCCAGUCGUGCAGCGACCGGGCGAGCUGGUCGAGGAGAUUUACGAGGAUGACGAGGAGGAGAGGACGCUGUGA